Gavialis gangeticus (Gharial) is the source of this 1868-nucleotide messenger RNA. RefSeq names its product aldehyde dehydrogenase 2 family (mitochondrial) (gene ALDH2). Gene Ontology annotation, molecular function: aldehyde dehydrogenase (NAD+) activity. The transcript has 12 exons. The record is from RefSeq and is a predicted model, not a curated record. NCBI's taxonomy places the organism in Eukaryota, Metazoa, Chordata, Crocodylia, Gavialidae. Bases 192 to 1460 code for a protein of 422 amino acids.
AUGUCUUUUUUUUACUACAGAUUUUCAUCAACAACGAAUGGCAUGAUGCAGUCAGCAAGAAGACUUUCCCUUCCAUCAAUCCAGCCACAGGGGAGGUGAUUUGCCAGGUUGCUGAGGGUGACAAGGCGGAUGUGGACAAAGCCGUGAGCGCGGCCAAAGCAGCUUUCCAGCUGGGCUCGCCAUGGAGGCGGAUGGAUGCCUCUCACCGGGGAAAGCUGCUGAACUGUCUUGCAGACCUGAUUGAGAGAGACCGGGCUUACUUGGCUGCUCUGGAAACUCUGGAUAAUGGCAAACCAUACUCUAUAGCCUACUCGGUGGAUUUGGACAUGACAAUCAAGUGUCUCAGGUACUUUGCAGGCUGGGCUGAUAAGUGCCACGGCAAAACCAUUCCCAUAGAUGGAGACUUCUUCUGUUAUACAAGACAUGAGCCAGUUGGGAUCUGCGGACAGAUCAUUCCGUGGAACUUCCCACUGCUGAUGCAGGCAUGGAAAAUUGGGCCAGCCUUAGCCACUGGGAAUGUGAUUGUGAUGAAAGUAGCUGAGCAAACGCCUCUGUCUGCUCUCUAUGUGGCCAGUCUGAUCAAAGAGGCUGGGUUCCCCGCAGGCGUGGUUAAUAUUGUUCCGGGCUACGGGCCGAGUGCAGGAGCUGCCAUUUCAUCCCACAUGCAGGUGGAUAAAGUGGCCUUCACAGGCUCCACUGAGGUUGGGCAUCUGAUCCAGAAGGCUGCGGCAGAGAGUAACUUAAAGAAAGUGACGCUGGAGCUUGGAGGGAAGAGCCCAAACAUCAUCUUGUCUGACGCUGACAUGGACUGGGCGGUUGAGCAAUCCCACUUUGCCUUGUUCUUCAAUCAAGGGCAGUGCUGCUGUGCUGGGUCUCGGACAUAUGUCCAAGAAGAUAUAUAUCAUGAGUUUGUGGAGAGGAGUGUUGAGAGAGCCAAAGCCAGAGUGGUUGGAAACCCAUUUGACUUCAAAACUGAACAGGGACCGCAGGUAGAUGAGGAGCAGUUUAAGAAGAUCCUUGGUUACAUCAGUAUUGGGAAGCGUGAAGGAGCCAAGCUGUUGUGUGGUGGCAACCCUGCUGCAGACAGAGGCUAUUUUAUCCAGCCAACCAUCUUUGGAGAUGUGCAGGACAACAUGACCAUUGCUACAGAGGAGAUAUUUGGGCCAGUCAUGCAGAUCUUGAAGUUCAAAACUGUUGAGGAAGUCAUUGAGAGAGCAAACGACUCUAAAUAUGGCCUGGCAGCAGCUAUCUUCACAAAAGAUAUCGACAAAGCAAACUACGUGUCUCAAGCACUGCGAGCUGGAACUGUCUGGAUCAACUGUUAUGAUGUAUUUGGAGCUCAAGCCCCGUUUGGUGGGUACAAAGAAUCUGGGAACGGGCGAGAGCUAGGGGAGUAUGGCCUGGAGGCAUAUACAGAAGUGAAAACAGUAACAAUCAAAAUCCCACAGAAGAACUCAUAAAGGACGUAUUCUCUGCAAGGUGCAUUUGAAGACUACAGUGCAAUUGAAGUUUACCAGGAUAGGGAAAUAGGGAAAUGUUUUUUAAAGCAAACAAAAACAUAAGUACAAAAGUGAAGAGUACUAAAUACAACUAAAUAUUAAGAUAAUAUUCUUGAGAAAAGGUGCCUGAGGCACUUCUGUGUUCUUUACCUGUUUGAAACAUCAGUUGGCUUUAAUUUUCUUGAUAACAAACACAAAUCUCUUUACAUUAAUGGGUGACGCGUUUAGGUAAUUUCUUGUUGCAUUUGUACCUGAAGCCUCUAAUGUGGGUUGUUUUUCUUUUCAAUAUUAAAAACAUCAUUUUGGAUGCAUUGUGAAACUACAGUUCCUCUAAACAGCUAAUUAAAAGCUUAUAGUUGGCUGGGUGGA